AUGGGGCCUUCAAAUCUCAGACCUUACUACUUUAAAGCAGAAACAUCAUUCGACAAAGAAGAUAUUACCAUGGCCACGUUGGUGACUCAAAAUCGUUUCAAAGUCCUUAGUCGCUUAGCUACUCACUACAAAGGCCCGAUCUCGGCGGCGAUUCACGUCAAUGAUAACGAGGAUAAGGAGAACGUGAUUAAUGAAUUACGUACACUUUACAAAGACAAUCCGGAUAUGCGCCGUUACGUGGAUAUUCACUUGAUCGUCGAUCAGUUUGACCGUCAAUUCAAUAUGUGGAGAAAUGUGGCCAAAUUCUUUGCACGUACGGAUUAUAUCAUGAUGUUGGAUGUGGAUUUCCAUUUAUGUACGAACUUCCGUCAGCGCAUUCGUAACAACCCGAAAAUCAUGGACAUGCUGAGAUCAGGCAACACGGCGUUGGUGGUGCCCGCUUUUGAAUACGUGGUCCAGGAGGACGGUCUUGAUUGGCAAACCUUCCCUACCACGAAAUCCGGUUUAUUGGACCAAGUCGCGAAUGAGAAACUCGACAUGUUCCACAAAUCUUGGCUGAAGGGCCAUGGAUCCACCAAUUACACAAAGUGGUACCAAACUUCGGAAUUGUACAAGGUCGAAGAUUACAACUUUUCGUAUGAACCCUACAUCAUCUACAAGAAGGAAGGUACUCCUUGGUGCGACGAACGAUUCAUCGGUUACGGAGCCAACAAAGCCGCCUGUCUGUACGAAAUCUAUCUGAGCGGUAUCGAGUAUUGGGUCCUGCCUGACGAUUUCCUUAUCCAUCAAACCCACGUGUAUCCCGAGGAUGCUCGCAGAAAGGAGCGUCAGUACAAUCGUAAACUUUACAGCAAUUUCCGUGAAGAGUUAUGUUUACGUUACUCGCGUAUGUUUAUCGCCAUGGGUGAAUGGGAAUCGCGAAAAUCAGAAAAUCUACGAAAUGAAUGCCAGAAAAUACGUGGAUUCCGAACCACCAUGAAGCCCGACGCGUAA
Molecule: messenger RNA, 993 nt
Organism: Radiomyces spectabilis
Lineage: Eukaryota; Fungi; Mucoromycota; Mucoromycetes; Mucorales; Radiomycetaceae
Product: glycosyl-transferase for dystroglycan-domain-containing protein
Exons: 3
Coding region: 1-993 (330 amino acids)
Biological process (GO): protein O-linked glycosylation via mannose
Molecular function (GO): glucuronosyltransferase activity; xylosyltransferase activity
Source: RefSeq, a predicted model, not a curated record